AUGGUGAACAAUCUGAAGAAUGUUGAUAAAGAGGUUAACACAGAAGCUGUUGAAAUUGAGGUUGUGAAGGAAAUCAAAAAUGAAGAAGUUGAGAAAGCUGUUACUGAAGAACAGCAGAUUGGAGAAGAUGUGAAGAAAGAAGAAGAAGAAGUAAAGAAUAAGAAUUUGGUAGCUGCUGAUGCUGGUGAUGAAGUUUGUGUUGAAGAAAAGCAAGAUGAUGCUGAGAUGAAGCAGAUAGAAGCUGCUGAAAACACCGAGGUGCCAAUCACUGAGAUGUUGUUCAAGACUGCGAUCCCGACAACCGAGUCUAAGGGGAAGUAUGAAGACGAGCUCAACGCAAGAGGAAGCGUGGAUUCAAAGAACCAGGAAACUAUCCUGAAGGAGCUUGUAUAUGUAAAGCCAGCAGAGAAUGUGUUUUCUACUGGUGUUAGAGGUGGUACAUCUGUUGUUCCUCCUAUUUUCCAAGGACAUCAAUACAUGUCAACUGAACAACUACACAAGGAACUUGAAGACACAACUGCUGUUUGUACUGAGAAAACAGCCACUGAAGGAAAACUUGAUCUGAUAGUGAAAGAAAUCAGAAAUCAAAAGUCAGAUAUCAAAGUUUUAUCAGAAACUGUCAAAGCUGUGCAGAAGCAAACAGAAGACAACGCUGCAGCCCUCAACAAACUACAAGAGUCAUCAGAAAACAGGGAGAGCUCAUCAGAAUUCAAGAAAGCUCUCAAAGAACUGCAAGAAAUUAAUAAACAGAUGGCUGAGGUUGCAAGUGCAGGGGAAAGCUCAAGUACAGGAAGAAUCCUUGAAGAAAUUCAGUUCCUCAGAGCUAACAAUAGCAGCAUGGCUGAGGCUUUUGAGAAGCUGAUGGUGGAAUUGUCUACACAGAAAGAUCAAAAUAAACUGGAACUUCAGAAAAUGAAGAAACAAGAAGAAUCAAAUAUUCAAGAUCUUGCUGAUGUUCAUCUGUUGGUAAAGAGGUUGCAGUAUAAUGUUGCCAGACUGGCAAAAGUUGAUUUUCAUGAACUGAAAGCCCCAAUUCCACAAGAAAAUCCAGCAGGGGAGUCAGAAACUCCUCAACAAAAAUUCAAACAACCAGAAAUCACUCAACAAGAUCCAACCAAACAAUCAGAAACUUCAACACCACAAAAACAGAAGAUUCCCAUGGGUCCUCCUCCAAGUAAGCCAAAGUUACUCAUGGGUCCUCCACCAAACAUCCCAAAGCCAGAUACUUCAACGGUCCAAUAG
Molecule: messenger RNA, 1242 nt
Organism: Helianthus annuus (common sunflower)
Lineage: Eukaryota; Viridiplantae; Streptophyta; Magnoliopsida; Asterales; Asteraceae
Product: arp2/3 complex-activating protein rickA-like
Exons: 3
Coding region: 1-1242 (413 amino acids)
Source: RefSeq, a predicted model, not a curated record